Carcharodon carcharias (great white shark) is the source of this 2523-nucleotide messenger RNA. RefSeq names its product heat shock transcription factor 1 (gene hsf1). The transcript has 15 exons. NCBI's taxonomy places the organism in Eukaryota, Metazoa, Chordata, Chondrichthyes, Lamniformes, Lamnidae. The record is from RefSeq and is a predicted model, not a curated record. Gene Ontology annotation, molecular function: DNA-binding transcription factor activity; sequence-specific DNA binding. Bases 371 to 1939 code for a protein of 522 amino acids. Gene Ontology annotation, biological process: regulation of DNA-templated transcription.
UGCUGCGUGAGUAAGAUGGCGGCGGUUACCGGGGAGUGUGUAGCUGCGGGAUAAAGUGUUGCUGGAGGAUCGAGAAGAUCGUGUGUCCUUGUUAUUUUCCCUUCUUUCUCCUUUGAGCGCUUCAGCACUUCUCACGUCCGGUGAGGCACAAGCGGAGAUCAUUGAGUGUUGAGGCCAGCAGCUUCUCCUCCCCUCCCUCCUCCCUGACCCGUGUUUAAAUUCCCCACCGCCGCACCUCCUCCUCGGCCCGGGGCUGAGAUCCGGCGCUUGGCCUCCCGGCCCUGUCUCCGGUUCCGGAUGGACGCGCACGGCAGCAAUGUGCCCGCCUUCCUCACCAAACUGUGGACUUUAAUCGAAGAUCCCGACACCAAUGAGCUCAUCUGCUGGAGUGCGAGUGGGAACAGUUUCCAUGUCUUUGACCAAGGACGUUUCGCAAAGGAAGUGCUCCCAAAAUACUUCAAGCACAAUAAUAUGGCCAGCUUUGUCCGGCAGCUCAACAUGUCAGUUGAAUACAUUCAGAUGGAAGGUGGAUGUGGCUGAGGACGGGGAUGUUCUUGACCCAGAGAGUGAUGGCUUUCGUAAAGUUGUAAACAUUGAGCAAGGUGGGCUUGUGAAACCAGAGAAGGACGAUACAGAGUUUCAGCACAUAUACUUUAUCCGGGGUCAGGAACAUUUACUGGAAAAUAUCAAGAGAAAGGUAACCAGUAUGUCAACUGUAAAGCCAGAAGAGAUAAAAGUCCGGUCAGAUGAUGUCAGUAAAAUUCUAACUGAUGUUCAAAUCAUGAAAGGGAAGCAGGAGAACCUGGACUCCAAACUACUUACCAUGAAGCAUGAAAACGAAGCAUUAUGGCGUGAGGUGGCCAGUCUGCGACAGAAGCACACACAGCAACAGAAAGUCGUGAAUAAGCUGAUUCAGUUCCUGAUUUCACUUGUGCAAUCUAAUAGUGUCAUUGGAGUGAAGAGGAAAAUUCCCCUCAUGUUAAAUGACAGCAGUUCAGCGCAUUCCAUGCCAAAGUACAAUCGUCCAUACUCUUUGGAACCCCUGCAAGAAUCGUCAGCAUUGACGCAGACAUCCACAAAUUUUCCAGGUAACAACUGCUAUUCGUCUGACAACUCUACGUCCUCUGGCCCAAUUAUUUCAGACAUCACAGACCUGGCACAGUGCAACCCCUCACUCUCCCCAUCUCUCAACGUGGAAAGGACUAGCCCUAUGAUCCAUAUUAAAGAAGAGCCUCCAAGUCCUACAACUAACCCAGAGAUCGAGGAGGUCAGUUCUGUUGUCACUGGCCCUGAGGAACCCCUCUCGCCCUCGACCUUCAUCGAUUCUAUUCUGGAGGAUAAUGAGACGAGCACUGCACAACCUCCGCCGGAGGACCGAUGCCUCAGCGUGGCCUGCCUUGACAAUUUGAUUCAAGCCCAGCAGAUGUCAGAGGUCAAUUGUGUUAUCUCCAGUCUUUCCUCCUCUACUCACCCCAGAGCACUGAUAGGAAACGAUAUCUACAAUCACUUGGAUAGAAUUGAUUCGAGUUUGGAUAAUCUCCAGAACUUACUAUCAGGGCAAACUUUCAACAUGGAAUCCAGCACGCUCUUAGACCUUUUCAACCCCUCGCUGUCUGCCAUUGAUUUGAACUUGCCAGAUGUCGAGGGUAACCUAGCAGAAAUGCAGGAUCUGAUGGGCUCACAGGAACAAAAAAGUUCAGAGUCAGAUACAAGUGCUUUGGAUGCAGGAAAACAAGUUGUCCAGUACAGUGCCCCACCUCUGCUAAUGGUAGACACCAACUCCAGCGACACAGGGGACCUCCCCGUCUUAUUUGAACUCGGAGAUUCUCCGUACUUCCCGCCUGAAGACAACCUGAACCUAGAUGCCACAGAUGAUGACCCACUGUCUCUCUUAUCAAACGCCAACCUGUCUCACACACAGGAUCCACCUGUCUCCUAACUCCAGGAGCACCACCCCCUCCACUUUCCUCUACCCCUGCCUCGAUCCAAUCGCUGGACUGCUUGUUCGGGGUACAGCUUUCUGCUCCAGGAGAGGACACAGGAUGAGAGUGAAACUGUAUCUUUAAAUAUUUAAUUUUAACCAGUUUGCUUUUCUAGCCUGAUAAACCCUUAUUGCAAGUAGAGAGCAGCCCGGGUUCAAGCACAGGGAAGUGUGUCAUAGGGAUCCUUCUCCUGUCGGAUCCCAAAUUUCAGUGAUUAAGGACGAGACAAUUGAUUGCAGACUACAGUUUUAUAGUCUUGUUUCUCCCUCCCUCUUUAAGAGACAGAGAGCGGUUAGACUUCCAUUAUCCUAAUAACAGGUUCUAUUGGAGGAAAAUUAGAAACCACUAUAAAUUUUCUCACUGCGUGAAGAAAGACAGUUUUAUUACUUUGAUUCCUGUUUUGCGUUGUCCCUAUUCUGCACCUUCUCUCCCUCCCCCUUGCCUCCACUGUCCUUGUUUUGUAUAUUUACACUUUAAUCCAGUUGCUGAUAAGUGAAGAUGUAUUUUUGAUUCGUAUAUUAAAAAAAGUUUUUUAAAAAAA